Messenger RNA from Aspergillus saccharolyticus JOP 1030-1, 1741 nucleotides. RefSeq lists its product as uncharacterized. The record is from RefSeq and is a predicted model, not a curated record. The transcript is spliced from 2 exons. NCBI's taxonomy places the organism in Eukaryota, Fungi, Ascomycota, Eurotiomycetes, Eurotiales, Aspergillaceae. Bases 278 to 1522 code for a protein of 414 amino acids.
AUCCGCAGGUGCAUCAACUACUACAACUCAUUCUCUGGAUGUUUUGGUGAAUCAGAUCAAUAGAUGCACUUGUUGCUUUAAAGGAUAUUGAUUCUUCUUGCAUGUCUCAGAUUGUACGCUAUAUUCAUGAUUAUGUCGCCCCAUCGUCAAAUCCAUCUCCCUCGGCCGUUCUGCCUAACUUCUAGCGGUCGCUCUAUCUGCGCUCAACAGAUCCUCAUCGGAUCACUCACGAUCUACUAGACAGUCCGAUCAAUCUUCGUUCUGCCUUCAUCACGCCAUGAAAGGUACAGCAAGCUUAAAUUACGCUCCCUGGUUCAAGAACCUUCACCCCCCGUUGCCCCGGACUCCCCGUCAGUCUCAACAACUCCUCAAUGCUCUUACAACCUCCUUUCGGCGUCAGCUAGAUCGGGAAUAUCCUUCUGCUUCCGUCCCCACCCCGCUCAACCAGGAUGAAGUCUCUGAGGUGCAUCUGCCGAAGAAUCCUGAGUCCUCUAGCUAUGCGACGGACAAACAUCUCCACUCAAUCUUAGAAAAUCCGCUAUUCCGAGUCCAACCCCGCAAGGAGGUCAGGGCCAAAGGUUCCGAUCGGGACUCGAGACUGGCCAAGGAGCCUAUGGUGGUUUUUGAAGAGCUGGCCGCUGCAGGCAAUGUCACUUUAUCUGCCUUGAAUAAUUGUCUGGUGUCUCAGCUAUUGCUAUUGAGUGAUCACAAAUCGGGCGAGCAAUUUGUCAAGGCAAUGAGGGACUCUAGGACGGCAUCAAGAAUUGCUAGUUGGUGGUCCGCCUCCGACCUGAACACAAGAGGGUUGUUGUUCCAUCCUUCAAUAACGCCUCAUAUCACGAAGUUCUUGGUUGCCGAAAAUAUGCAAAGCGUGGCUCUGACCUGGCUGAAGUUGCUAGCGCAGCGAGAUAUACUUGGAGGCGAGGGUUCUCGACUCAAAAGGAAAGAUUCACGGAUAGGGUUUGGUGGACUUCUGAAUGACCUAGUGCUUGCCGAGGCUCGGUAUGGGGGAGGGAUAGAGUCUGCAAUGCGACUUUACGUUUCCGCGGGUCAACUCACUACGAGCGACCGAAUACCGAUUAUAAAAAACGAGUACUGGAAUGCAACUCUCCUCUCUGCUGGGGGCCAUUUGGGCCAGCUAAUCAUACAGAAUGAACCGGACCAUGCUAGUGGCGUUGGGCAGAUUCUCUAUGAGAAUUAUUUACAGAUGAUCAACACCGUGGCUGCCAACUCAUUGCUUCAUGCCUGUGUGUGCAUGCACCAUCCCACGAAGCCGAAUGCUAGGCCAUAUGUUUUGUAUGUUCAAGCUCUUCCAGAGGGUCGGACCGCAUCUUGGUCAAAGCUGAGACGGGAUCAUUACAUGCGUGCGGGCUUCACUGCCCUUCGUAUCUUGCUCGAUCAAAACGACUCAGAAUAUGCUACAUGGUUGGCAAAGUACAUGCAGGAUACCAUAUCCCAACAUCUCGACCCAGAGGAUGUACAAUCGGCUCAAUACGAGUUGGCACGCCUUGAGCCUGCUUAGUUGCUUUCCACCAAGGCUAGUGACUCUAUCCAGGAAGACUUCUGACGCCUGAUGAAGACUUAAGCACUCAGUCGUGCAGAACAUUGGUCGUUAUGCUGGCUACUGACCUUAGGUCAUGAGAUGCUAUGCCCAGAAAAUUUUGCUCAUCAAGUCCAUGCUUCCAGCUACACGAGACCGGCACGUACAAACAUAAUGACUGAGCCCUCUGAGGGAGCGAAU